ACAGAAUUCUCUGCAGAAAAAUGCAACUCGUCCUGAGGAGGCCUCUCUGGGGGUAGAUGCAGGAGUUAUGUUGUGAUCUGCAUGGGGCUGACUUUGGUGAUCUCAUCUUGGCGUUUGUAAAAAACGUGAAUGGUGCGUCCCUUUGUGACUGCCAUCACUUUUCCGUGGGGAGCCCUGACCGUGCUGGUGUGACUGCUGUAUGAGGUCUUUGGAAGCCCAGCCCAGUGGAGAAUAAGACUUGCAGGGGACAAGAGAUGCUAUCUGAAGGCCAAGUGAAUGAAAUCAUUAUAGAGAUUGAGAAUGCUCCAUCUGGUGUCCAAAGCCAUUCAUCCUCAAAUCAGACUUCUCAAGAAAAGACCCUGGUAGACUCAAGCUUUAGCAUAGCUUCAUCAAUAUCUGACAUCGAUGCCAGAGACUCUCAAAUUUUCAGCAAGAGGAAUGACAAAAAGGGCAACUGGUUGUUACCGUUUUCAACAUCUUUGAAUGAGUCGCUUUCUCAGACCCUUCAUAGCCCAGAAUGCAUGGGUGUAGAUACUCCUUGUACUUCCUAUGAAACCAUUCAAGCACAAAAGUUAAUUGCAUCUCUGAUACCCAUGACAUCUAGAGACAGAAUUAAAGCCAUCAGGAACCAGCCAAGGACGAUGGAAGAGAAGAGGACCCUUAGGAAAAUAGUUGACAAAGAGAAAAGUAAACAGUCCCAUCGUAUCCUUGAGCUCGACUGCUGUGCUCAGUGUCUGAACUCUGUUUUACGGGCUUACCGGAGAUCCAAGAACAGCCUGUCGGAAUUCCUCAGUUACAUCAGCCCAUGGCAGAAGACGCUGAAGGUCAUCGGAGGCAAGUUCGGAACCAGCGUCCUCUCCUAUUUCAACUUUCUCAGGUGGCUUUUGAAGUUCAACAUUUUCUCAUUCAUCGUGAACUUCAGCUUCAUUGUAAUCCCUCAGCUUACCGUGGCUGAAAGGAACACCCUCCAGUUCACUGGAUGGGAGAUUUUAACUGGGACGGAUUAUUUUAGGGACACAGUGAUGUUCUAUGGCUUUUACACUAAUUCCACCAUCCAGCAUGGGAGCAGUGGAGCCGCCUACAACAUGCAGCUGGCCUACAUCUUCACGAUUGGAGUGAGCUUUGUCAUCUGCUUUUUCAGUUUGCUGUUCAGCAUGGCAAAGUAUUUCCGGAACAACUUCAUUAACCCCCACAUUUACUCCAGAGGGAUCGCUAAACUUAUCUUUUGCUGGGACUUCACUGUCACUCAUGAAAGAGCUGUGAAGCUAAAACAGAAGAAUCUUAGCACUGAGAUAAGGGAAAACCUGUCCGAGAUCUGUCAGGAGAAUGCCAAGUCGACGUUCAGUCAGCAGCUGACCCGCUUCUCUGCCCACAUGGCAACCUUGAUUGUCUCUACUGGAGUGGCCAUUGCCUGCUGUGUAGCUGUUUAUUAUCUGGCUGAGCACAAUUCAGAGUUCCUGAGGAAGCACCCGAACCACGGGGCAGUGCUGUUACUGCCUUUCCUCGUGUCCUGCAUCAACCUGGCCGUGCCCCGCUUCUACUCCAUGUUCGGGCUGGUGGAGAGGUACGAGACGCCGCGGCACGAAGUCUACAUCGUCCUGAUCCGUAACAUCUUUCUGAAAAUAUCAAUCAUUGGAAUUCUUUGCUACUACUGGCUUAACAUCGUAGCCCUGUCUGGUGAAGAGUGCUGGGAAACCCUCAUCGGCCAGGAAAUUUACCGGCUCCUUCUGAUGGAUUUUGUGUUCUCUUUAGCUGAUUCCUUCCUGGGGGAAUUUCUGAGGAGAAUCAUUGGAAUGCAAUUUAUUACAAGUCUUGGUCUACAGGAAUUUGACAUUGCCAGGAAUGUUCUAGAACUGAUCUACGCACAAACUCUGGUGUGGAUUGGAAUCUUCUUCUGCCCUCUGCUGCCCUUUAUCCAAAUGAUUGCUCUUUUCAUCAUGUUUUACGCCAAAAAUAUCAGCCUGAUGAUGAAUUUCCAGCCUCCGAGCAAAGCCUGGAGGGCCUCACAGAUGAUGACUUUCUUCAUCUUCUUGCUCUUUUUCCCGUCCUUCACUGGUGUCCUGUGCACCCUGGCCAUCACCAUCUGGAGGUUAAAACCUUCAGCUGACUGUGGCCCAUUUCGAGGUCUGCCUUUCUUCAUUAACACCAUCUACAGCUGGAUCGACACGCUAAGUAAAAGGCCUACCUACCUGUGGGUUGUUUGGAUUUAUCGGAACCUCAUUGGAAGUGUGCACUUCUUUUUUAUUCUCACCCUCAUUGUGUUAAUCAUUACCUAUCUUUACUGGCAGAUCAUAGAAGGAAGGAAGAUUAUGAUCAGGCUGCUCCAUGAACAGAUCAUUAAUGAGGGCAAAGAUAAAAUGUUCCUGAUAGAAAAGUUGAUCAAGCUGCAGGAUGUGGAGAAGAGAGCAAACCCCAGCUCACUCAUACUGGAAGGGAGGGAGAUGGAGCAAAAAGGCCCUCUGCAUUUGGGGGAACAUGAUGCUAUGCCUGACCUGCGAUUUAGGCGAUCGGUUCAGGAAGAUAAUUCAAAGGUCUGAUGACUGUUGUGGUAGCCAGACACCAAUCAAAUAAGGAAAGAAGAUAAAAAUGGAACAACUUCCUCCAUGCCAACUGGGCCUCGAGGAACUUCCCAGAAGAGGAAUCCAAGCCGUUAGCCAAGAGUGGAAACCUAUCACAGUGUAAAUACCGAAGUAAAGUUAUGCAUUCCCUGCUAUUUCUUAUACCUGGAUUGCUGACUUUUCAAGACUAAAUAUUUGGAAUUUUCCAAUAAAGACUGUUGUAAUAUUGAAACUAGCCCACAAAAACCUGGAAAGAGACAACCUGGGAAUGGUUUAUUUUAUGUUUAAGAAAUGUGUGUAUGAAUGAUUGGUCUUUAGGAAUCUCUUUUCCCAGACCUCCCAGACCUGGCAAAAGUUUAGAAACUGGUGCUAAGAAAAGUGGACCAGCCCGAAUAAAAAAUGAUCCUCACACAGG
Molecule: messenger RNA, 2973 nt
Organism: Galeopterus variegatus (Sunda flying lemur)
Lineage: Eukaryota; Metazoa; Chordata; Mammalia; Dermoptera; Cynocephalidae
Product: transmembrane channel-like protein 5
Exons: 18
Coding region: 255-2537 (760 amino acids)
Cellular component (GO): plasma membrane
Molecular function (GO): mechanosensitive monoatomic ion channel activity
Source: RefSeq, a predicted model, not a curated record